This is a messenger RNA of Ostertagia ostertagi, 1098 nucleotides long. NCBI's taxonomy places the organism in Eukaryota, Metazoa, Nematoda, Chromadorea, Rhabditida, Trichostrongylidae. The record is from the annotation of a GenBank genome assembly.
AUGCCACGUCGUAGAGUCUCAUUCCAUCUGGACAACGACAAUUCCAGAUCUCAAUCUCAUCAUGCCGAUCUCGACAGCGUGGAAAAAUUGGUGAACAGCUACUCGUUAGAACGACAACGGACCAAUCGUCGUAGUUAUGAUGUUAGCAGUGUUCUAAUAUCAGAUGUGGUCGAUAGUGGAGCGCCAAGUCGAUCGCCAAUCGGAAAUCGUCCAUCAGUGCAGAGCUUGUUCAGCCAGCUGGAACUCAACGAUCAUGAUGGCAUCUCGAGGAAGAGUCUUGGACCAAGUCAAGCACAUUCCUACAACGAUGUGGUAAACUCAAUGCUGGGCACGUUGAACAGCGAGUACAGCAGUAAACAUGGUAUCUCGACGAUCCCGAAAGGCGACUGUGGACAGUGCGGCAAGCCGAUUAUUGGACAGGUUGUGAUUGCGCUAGGAAAAAUGUGGCAUCCAGAGCACUAUACUUGCUGUGAAUGUGGAUCGGAACUUGGCCAUAGAAAUUUCUUCGAGAGGAAUGGCCGUGCGUAUUGUGAAGAGGACUACCAUAACCAGUUUAGCCCAAGGUGUGCAGGAUGUAAUGGUCCGAUCAAGGAUCGUUGCGUGACGGCACUGGGAAAGAACUUCCACCUACAAUGUUUCACGUGUACCGAAUGCGGACGGGAGUUCGGUGACGAUGGAUUUCAUGAAAAGGAUGGCCAAACAUACUGUCGCCGUGACUUUUUCCGACUUUUUGCGCCGAAAUGCAACGGUUGCCAGAAUCCGAUCACUAGCAACUUUAUCACGGCGCUUGGCACUCAUUGGCAUCCGGAAUGUUUUGUUUGUCAGAUGUGCGGCAGUUCGUUCGGUGGCGGCACGUUCUUCGACGAUGGCGGUCAGCCGUUAUGCGAGACACACUAUCACGAGCGUCGCGGCUCGUUGUGUCACGAAUGUCGCGCACCGAUCUCAGGCCGUUGUGUGACGGCAAUCGGCAGGAAAUUCCAUCCAGAGCAUUUCCGAUGCUCUUACUGUAAUCGACAGCUCACCAAAGGCACCUUCAAGGAGGUUGAUCGUCGUCCAUUCUGUCAUAAAUGCUACAAUAACACUUAUGCCCUCACGUAA